AAACGAAUUAAAAAAAAUUAAAUAAAUAUCCCCGCAUGCUGAAAAAGAUCAUAAAUGGAUCAAAUCAAAACAUACCGAAUGUUUAUUGCGUGUGGUUUGGCUAACUUGGGAUAUUUAAUACUUGGAAUUUGUAUUGCGUGGACAUCACCUAUGACCCCAAGGCUGAGAGAACACACUGAUGAUAGCCCAUUGACUGAUAAAAUUAGUGAUUCUCAAGACGGUUGGAUAAGUUCACUUUUGUCUGUCGGUGCUAUAAUUGGUUGUCCUAUUGCCGGACCACUGUAUGAUAGAAUUGGACGAAAAUGGACACUCCUAUCAAGCUCGUUUCUAUUUGCUGCUUCAUUUGUUCUGCUGAUAUUAGGCAACAAUAUUUGGUUUAUAUACGUAGCUCGAGUAUUACAGGGAAUAGGAUGUGGACUUGUUAAUACUACUUCACCAAUAUACAAUGCUGAAACGGCCACUGACAACCUACGAGGAGCUAUCGGAAGUCUCAUGACAAUUCUUAUGAUUGGUGGAAUUCUUUUUGUCUACUGUAUUGGUCCUUAUGUGCGUUACGUCACGUUACAGUGGUUCUGCUUGGCUACUCCGAUUAUCUUCUUUGUGACAUUCAUUUUUAUGCCUGAGUCACCAUACUAUUAUGCACUUAAAAACCAGAGUCAAAAAGGCAUAAAAUCACUUCAGUUCCUACGAGGUCAAUCUCCGAAGACAGCUGAAGAAGAAAUGUCAAGAAUUCAGAAAGCAGUAGAUGAAGAUAUGUCAAAUAAGGGCAACAUCAGUGAGAUAUUAAAAAAUCGUGCCUACAAGAAGGCGUUUGUCAUUUGCAUUGGUCUGCUAACAUUCCAACAGUUUAGUGGCACAACAGCAGUGACUUUCAAUAGUCAAUCAAUUUUUACCAGUGCUCAAUCGAACUUGGAUCCUGCUAUUGCCACAAUCAUAAUGGGUUUAGUACAACUUGUUGCCAAUUUGAUCACUCCAUUUGUAGUUGAUCGUGCUGGCCGAAAGAUAAUUCUUAUGAUUGCAGCUUUGGGAAUGUGUUUGUCUCUAGCUGCACUGGGGACAUUCUUUUAUAUUCAAAAAUUUGGCGAUGCCUCGAAUAUUCUGUGGAUACCCAUUCCAGCUCUUUCAAUUUUCUAUGCCAUGUAUGCAUUUGGAUUUGGACCAAUUCCAUCAAUCAUAAUGGGAGAAAUUCUUCCAUCAAAUAUUAAAUCAACAGUAUCAUCAUCUGCAACAACAUUUCACUGGGUGGCACAAUUUAUGGUGACUCGUUGGUAUCCAGAAUUAAAUGCUUUAGGUUCAUAUAUAGCUUUUUGGAUGUUUGGAGGAUUUUGUGCGGCAGCUUUUUUCUUUGUUCAUUUUGUUGUAGUAGAAACCAAAGGACUGAGUUUACAAAGGAUUCAAGAGAAACUGUAUGCUGCUUAA
Episyrphus balteatus (marmalade hoverfly) is the source of this 1419-nucleotide messenger RNA. Its product is annotated as facilitated trehalose transporter Tret1-like. Gene Ontology annotation, cellular component: membrane. Bases 55 to 1419 code for a protein of 454 amino acids. The transcript has 5 exons. Gene Ontology annotation, biological process: transmembrane transport; carbohydrate transport. Lineage: Eukaryota; Metazoa; Arthropoda; Insecta; Diptera; Syrphidae. The record is from RefSeq and is a predicted model, not a curated record. Gene Ontology annotation, molecular function: sugar transmembrane transporter activity.